Messenger RNA from Heterocephalus glaber (naked mole-rat), 564 nucleotides. It is a transcript of the gene Rnase9, whose product is annotated as ribonuclease A family member 9 (inactive). NCBI's taxonomy places the organism in Eukaryota, Metazoa, Chordata, Mammalia, Rodentia, Bathyergidae. Gene Ontology annotation, biological process: defense response to Gram-positive bacterium. Gene Ontology annotation, molecular function: nucleic acid binding. The record is from RefSeq and is a predicted model, not a curated record.
AUGAGAAUGCUGUUCACCAAGCACCCACUGCCUCUGCUGUUCCUGCUGCUGCUACAACCAAUGCAGCUUCAAGGCACAUUCUCAAAUUUCUACCUUUUACCAAAUUUUACAAAGGAAGAGUUUGAUAAUUACAUAUAUGAACUUUUUGGUACAGGGCCUACAAGACCACCUUCCAAAAGAAAAAUUGAAAAAAUGGUCCUUGUUGAGGAAGAUUGGAGACCUUUACAUGAUCCUCAAUACUUUACUGAGGAAACUAAAUACAAAAAUGUUCAUUAUAAGAUGCGGUGUAUGAACCACCAUUACUUUCUUCAAACAUCCUAUGAGUUGCUGCAACAGACCUGUUACAAUCUCAUAGCACUAUGUAGUGAUGGAACUAACAUGUGUAAGAUGAGCAACAAAACAGUAGAGGGGGUGUUUUGUAAGUUAACAGAAGGAACUACAAUUCCAGAAUGUGACUAUGAAUCUACUUACAUGCAUGGUUAUGUCAUUAUUACUUGUCGAUGGAACAAUGAAACUCAAGAAUUUAUUCCUCAUACUAUAAAUAAUAUGGUACCACAUACCUAG